GGCCGCUUCCGGUUGUGCUGCUGGAUGCAUGGUAGUAGCUACAUCUACGUUAGCCCUACCGCGUAAAGUGAAAGCGAAGCUACGUGGUGUGACUAGAGUGCCAAGCAUCUGGGAAACAUUACACUAAAGGCUCUGUCAUGAGCAGCUGAACAACUGACGGUGCAGCCCCACUCCCAAACCUCAGAGCCCUGGGUCAGUUGUUAUUCAUCCACGGACACUGUGGACCACCUCAAAUGGGACGCGAGGCGGACAGUGAAGGAUAAUCACAUCUGACCACAGUGAGCCACUUUGGACCUUUUUUAAGCCUAAACUGGUGUUUAAAUGAACGAGAAGGCGGAGGAGGGCCAGCCCCCUGGCAGAGACCCCUUGGAUGAAGAUGUGGGUGAAGGCGCAGAGAAGAAGAGCAGCGAAGCAGAAAGCACCCCAGCAGCAACACCGGGGCCCCCAGACUCUCCCAGCACAAAGGAGGACCCCAGCCCCGACCUGGAAGAAACCCUAGCGGAGGUGAAAGAGGAGGCUAAGUCUAUUAGUGGUGAGCCUCCUGUUGACUGGUUUGAGCCGCUGGAAGAUGAUGAUGACGCUGAGAGCAUUGGCAGAAAUGAUCCAGAGGAAGAAAGCCUGGCAGGAGAAAGUGAGAGGAGUGAGAGUGUCGGAGGCAGUGAGAGCACCGUCAGAAAGAAAUAUCAUCUUCAGAUGCCUCGGCGCAAGCGGUCACAUCCGGAUGAGGGAUGGGUCAAGUGGCCUGCACUUGGAGAAGGCUGGAAACGCAAAGAGGUUGUUCGACGCUCAGGUUCUAGCGUUGGCCAGAAGGACGUGUAUUACCUAAGCCCACGGGGGGAGAGAGUAAGAAGCAGAGUUGAGCUGAUUUCGAUGCUGGAUGGAUCUCUUGACUUGUCCAAAUUUGAAUACAAGUCGGGCACGUUCUACGACGGAGAGGCACAACCCAUAAGAAUUCGACACAGAAUGAAGAGAAAGAUGCGGGAGCGUUCUUCCUCAGAGUCCAGUUGGAUGGAGAGAGGAGAGGGGGCAGACACUCCCGACUCCUACCACAGGCUCACCCCAAACCUCGGGACCAAAAACGUCCACCAGACGGGCCUCUCCUCGAACACUCCAGCAGGAACACCGAACCAAGGCCACCGCAGUGACGGGCCACCUGUGGAAGAGAGAAUGGUCAAACUUCCUCUUCCGUCGUCGUCCAAGCCGCUUCCGCUUCCCUCUAUAAACGGAGAAAUCGGGUCAGAGGACAGCAUUCUGAUCUGUGCCAGAUGUGGUAUUUCUUUCACAGGCACGUGGUAUGACAAACAAAGAAAGAGGCCCUGCUGUCCUGCCUGUUGGGCAGAGUCGAAGACAAAAGAGCAUCCGAUGAUUCGUUUCAGAAAGUGGAUACCCUGUGGUCAGUGUGUUGGGUGCCAUGACACAAUGAAUUGUGGGCAAUGUGCCAAUUGCAAGCGUGGAUUACAGAACCCAGACUCCAGGAAACGGACAUGCAGGAAACGUAAAUGUGUAUGUCCUAUUCGGAAGGCCCCCGGGAGUGGAACCUUCAUGCAGCAGAGGCCGUUCAUUGACAAUCCUGACACGUUUGACGAUAGCAUGAGUUUCCAGAGUGAAUUUGCAGACUCACAGCACCCAAGUCUCAAAAGCAGCGACACAGAGAACUUCUCAGUCAACGUGGACGUUGAGGAUGAAGACGAACUGUCGACUGACGAUGAUGACGAUUUAGUCUCCGAAGCGUGUCGGGAUCGCGGAGCUGAAUCACAGACAGUGAAAGAAGCUAGGGACAGGACCCAGCAGAGUCUAGACGCCGGUGGUUGUAGAGCAUCAGGUAGAGUUAGGAGGUGGCAGAUGAAGACGUCAAGGACGACCAGGAAGGAGAGGUGGCAUAAGAAGCGGAAGCGGCGUUCUUGCGGGGAAUGCAAGGCCUGUCUCUGCAGGAAAGACUGUGGCACUUGUGACUUCUGUGUAGACAAACCCAAGUUCGGAGGAAGCAACAAAAAGAGGCAGAAGUGUCGUCUGCGCCAGUGCCAGAGACAGGCCAUGGUCAGGUUUAUUCUUCAGUUCUUGAUUUUUGCGGCGUCUGUUGCAAUAAUUUUGGUUUCAAACGUCCCUCUGCUUUAUUUUGGACAGAGACAUUUGCUGCCCUUCCAGAUGGGACAAAGUGAAUUUGGUCCAGAGGGUCCAGGGCUGCCUGGCCGGCCAAGACCUACCUACACAUACAGCCGGAAGACUGGGUUUAAAAGAAGCAAAGGGUCACAGAUGGGCUUAGACUCUGACAAUGAAGACGAUGACAGUUAUUUACCACCACUGAAUUGGAGCUCUGAGCUUCCGAUGGAGAGUAAACCGGCUUUCGACAUGACUGUGAGAAACCACCACUCAUCUAUGCAGCUGAACCAUUUAGAUUUUGGGGAGCGGAACGGGCUCUCUGACCGAGUCCCGCACAUCGGCAACUCUCAUCUGGACGAGCAGAGCAGAUGGGAUGUGGAGAGAUCGCACGCAGCCAGAGUGGAUCCGAAGCAUGUUGACGAAGAUGACGAAGAAGAGGAUGAGCUGCCGAUGAUUACACAGAUCUUCAGUUUGGCUGACAGUUCGAGUGCGAGUGGUGCAGACGUAGAAAACCAGCUCAUGAAGCUCCUAGACUCUUUGCGCUCCUCUGUGCUGCCGAUCUUAUGGUAUGCUAUAAUGGUGGACGGCCCGCAGCUGCAGCUCAUCCAGUGCUCUAAGCAGUCCAGCAUGACUGACACCAUAGUGCUGAUAGACCCGGGCUUCUGCUACCAGGUCACCGUUCAGAAGCAGCCGCUGCUCCCCACCCACCCGCUGUACGACCACCACCCGCCUCGUCUGACCUCGGUGACCGACGUGGUCAACCUGCUCCUGGGCCUGGAGAAGUACACCGUGUGCCAGGGACUGCCCCCCACCAUGGUGCCGUCGUUUCACCACAACCCCAUCAUCCUGGAGAGGGCGUCGACGUGCGACUUCUUGGUUAAUAAGAACACGGGCAUUUGCGCCGACUGCAGAGCACUUCAAGGACUCUAACAGAAAGAAAGAAAACAUCCGGGACCACAGCCGAGACCACCGGGUUUUCUGGUGCUUUUUCUUCUGGUGAGAAUCUUUAGGAAAUCUUACCGACUUACCUCCGGACUUAGAGUUAGACUCGAUUAUUUGAUGAAUCACCAAAGGUAUUGCGGGAGCUGUGACUUUAUAAUGCAGAUGUUUGUCUUCUCAGAUAUUUCCUUAUGUUGGUGUAGGGCUUUUCUACGUGACUGUUAAGUGUCAGAGUCUGAGCUGAAAUCCCGUUAGCCCGCUGUGCGGUUAAUGUGCCACUGGUUAUUCCACACUCUUACUUGAGGUAUUUCUCUCACACUCUCACUGUUGUUACACAUUUAAGUGAUCCUUCCUCCUCAACGUUUGUCUCGCACAUGACUCACAUGAACCUUGGUUAUUAGCCCAAUUAUCUUUUCACCAGCGUCAUUGGCCGUCUUGUCCUGCUGCAUGUGGAGACUGCUACACACAGGUAGUGGGACAAACCAUAUUUAAUGGAUUUAACCAGCAGACUCAAUGUUUCGGGAGGGAGGGGGGCAACAAGUUGUGUUGGCAUAUUGCCUAAUUUUCCAUUUAGAGACGAGAGUUAUAGGAUCAUUUGCACUUUCUUUGUUGCCGUUUUCUCGUUAUGUAGCAUUUUGUGUUCUCUGUUCUUUUAAUACAGUUUGGUUCAUCACGUGCUUUGACAUUUUUCUUUUCUAUGCAGUGAAAUAGGGUUUUUAUACAGGACAUAAGCAAAUUUCAGGGCUUAUGAAAACCUAUUCAGCCCUCGUAAACCUUUAUUGGUUUUUAAAACGAGUUUUACAAUAUUUAAUUAUGUUUCAAAGGAAUGUGAAUCUCCACCAAAUGUACCAGAAUUCAUACACGCACAAAGCAGCAAAUUUGUAUCCGUCCCCGACCGACACGAAUCUAGAUUUUUAGUUCAGUGACGUCCAAGACAACGAGACGAAGCCGCUGUUUGAAAAGAAGACACUGAAGUAGAGACUGGCAUAACUGAGCGAUACUAAUGGAGUCCAAUGUAUACUUGAGGAGACCCCGAAUAAUGAGAACAGAGUGUAAAGUUUAUCACAGGUCAACUACUGUCCCACAGGUGUUAAUAUUUGUCCUGUAUGCGCUCGCUUGCCAGUUCAUUAAGUAAACUAGUCGAAAUGAACGCGUGAUGCAACAUCCUGCGCUAAAUCUGUUUAUGUUGAAGAUUUGAGGAUGUAGUUAGUGCCAUACAUAAACCACGUUUCUGCUAUGUAAUCGGGGUCGUCAGAAUCUAUAGAAACACGUGUCGGUACAACGAUUCAACAGUGCUACAAACCACAGCCAGUGAACUGAUAAGUGAGUCUAUUUGAAUGCUGCGUCUGUUUUAAAAGCGUUGCAAUCACAGCAAAUUACAAAUUUAAACCAAGAAAAGUGCCGUGAGAUGAACAUAAUGUGUCUUUAACAAGGCUCAGUAAACACUCUUCACGCAGCUGUGAGUUAAACCCAAGACAUAUUUGAGUUUCUCACACACUGAUCAUCGCGUCCAGAUUGAGGCUGAUACUUUUAACAGUGGUUGGUUAUAUUUGGACAAUACUGCGAACGGAGCACCUGCACUUCUUUAGUAUAUGCUUGUAUAAUGUAUCUCUACAAUGAAACUGACGUUGUGGCCAUAAAUCAUUUUACAGAUAACUAAGUAUUUAUUAGUUUGUUAGAAGUGUGUUCAACCUGCUGACCUUACAACAUUUUUUUUUGUUCCUGUUUGACACUAUUGCAGUAUUUUAAACCUUCGGAUAAAUCUUAAAAAAAAAUAAUAAACAUAAAUGUACAGCAGUUAUGUUUUUUUUUUCCUGUCCCCGUUUCAAUCAGACAUUUCUGAAAUAGGUCAGUGACUUAUAAUAAAUAAUGUGAAACUUUAUGCAUUAUUGACAUUUAUAUGAUUUAUUUUUUAUUAUCUUGUUUUUUUUUUCUCAAGAAAUUGUGCAAAUAUUGAAAUAUCUGGGGUCAGUGAAUUAUUCUUGAAAAAAGAUUGUUAUUUAGUCUUUGAAUUAAAAAAAUUAUUUGAAGAAUUACUCGAGGGUUCUUGGUCUUUCUGGAGAAUGUGUGCUAAGAAACUGCUUAUUUUUUUGUAUUAAGUUUUUAUUUAUUACGUAUGUCUCAAGCCCACGAUGAGAAGAAGCUAGUGUAAAAUGUCUGAGGUUUUUAUUUUGAGUGACGGCGCACAUGCUUGGUUAUUGUUGGUCAAAUUGUUGAUUUUAUUAGUACGUGUUGUUUCUGUGGAAAUCACAGAAUGCCUUUAAAUUAAACCAGGCCUGUAUUUAAUGUUUCUCAAGAGA
Molecule: messenger RNA, 5339 nt
Organism: Mugil cephalus (flathead mullet)
Lineage: Eukaryota; Metazoa; Chordata; Actinopteri; Mugiliformes; Mugilidae
Gene: mbd1b
Product: methyl-CpG binding domain protein 1b
Exons: 17
Coding region: 322-3030 (902 amino acids)
Molecular function (GO): DNA binding; zinc ion binding
Source: RefSeq, a predicted model, not a curated record